This is a messenger RNA of Rotaria sp. Silwood1, 885 nucleotides long. The record is from the annotation of a GenBank genome assembly. NCBI's taxonomy places the organism in Eukaryota, Metazoa, Rotifera, Eurotatoria, Philodinida, Philodinidae.
AUGCAACAAGUUCGCUCGGAUGUUGUUGAUCAAGUAACAAUCGAGGAAAAUGUACUUGGAGAUUAUUUCAAUUCAAAAGCAACACUAUUUCAAACAUCGAUUAAUGCAUUUUAUGAAGAAAUUGCGAAAGGGAAGCCUGGCUUAUGCAAUGCUAUUAUAAGUAAAUUUAAUACAUAUCGUGCUGGUCUGCAAAAGAAGUAUUUGUCGAUCGAUGAUGAUGCAACGAGUAUGUUCAGUUAUUGUGAAAAGGGUUCGAAAGUAGAUGGACAACCGACCAUUGUAUUUGUUCAUGGACUUUCAUCGAAUAAAGAAACAUGGCUACCAAUUGUUAAAAAUAUUCCAAGCAAUUAUCAUUGUAUUACAGUAGACUUACCUGCCCAUGGAGAAACAAUUGCUGAUGAGCAAUGUGAAACUGAUCGAAUUAAACAUUUACGUCAGGGAAAUUAUGAAGCACUUCUUCCAGAAACAACAGAACAACUCUGUGAUAUGAUAAAUUCUUUAACGGUAAAAUCAAUCAAUUUACCUAGGCCGUUUCUCAAUGGAUUUCUUAAUUUACGACUUCAAUUACUUGAAGAACAUAAGAACGUCCUAAGGUCGCUCCUCGAAUACGACUAUCCGUAUCUUGCUCAUCGAUAUCAACAGCUCAAUCAAAUAACUUGCCCAGCAUUGAUUUUAUGGGGUCGUGAAGACCGACUGUAUACUGUUGAUGGUGCACAAUACUUUUCAAAAUUAAUACCAAAAUCAGAAGUGAUUAUUUUCGAUGAUUGUGGUCAUUUCAUGGCUAUUGAUAAACCUGAUGAAGUGGCAGACAGUAUUGUAGCUUUUUUAAAUCGACAUUCGAAUGGUCAGGUAUCAGUGACGGUAUCGAUGGGUGGAUGGAUAUGA